AUCCGCCAGCUUUCUGGAGCAGAAGCAGCUCUUCGAGCUGGGCAGAGGAUCGAAAUACUAAUCUGGAAGAGGCCACCGCUCCGGGACCCCGUCCCCGAAAGGGCUUCAGCGCCGGAGCGGCAGAGCAACGCGCUGAUCUGAUCUCCUCCGGCGACCUAAGGAUGCUGGCCUCGCGAACUCCCGGCAUCCCUCUCAGCCAAUCAGAAUCGCCCGGGAUUCCCUCGGCCGGGCGAGGCGGAUGCUGCGCCCACGCUCAGCCAGGCAUUGGGUUCCGGCGAGCGGCUUUGCAGAUGGCUGGGCGCACAAGGCGCGGGUGGCGGUGACCUUGCUGUCGGGAGGUGGGGGGGGGGCGGUUUGCUGGCUCUUGAGGGGAGACGGGCGCCAUGGGCAACAUCCCGCCGGCGCUGAAGCACUGCCUCAGCUACCCCCACCUCCUCAAGGAGCAGCUGGGGAUCGGCGAAGUCGCCCAGCAGUCGACUGUUCUGCAACAGCCUGGGAAUUGCUUACAAGUGGAUUUCCUGAGUUUGUUAAAAUAGUGGAAGUUGGUCCAAGAGAUGGAUUACAGAAUGAAAAGGCUAUACUUCCUACAGAUGUGAAAAUUGAGCUCAUCAAUCAACUUUCCAAAACUGGCUUGUCUGUCAUAGAAGUGACAAGUUUUGUUUCUUCAAAAUGGGUACCUCAGAUGGCAGAUCACACAGACGUAAUGAAAGGAAUAAAACGAUAUCCUGGAGUCCAUUAUCCAGUCCUUACUCCUAAUCUUCAUGGUUUCCAUUCUGCUAUAGCUGCUGGAGCAACUGAAGUGUCGGUGUUUGGUGCAGCAUCCGAGACUUUCAGUAAAAUAAAUAUCAAUUGUACUAUAGAAGAAAGCCUGGACAGAUUUGAGGCCGUAGUUAAAUCUGCAAGAAAUAUGGACAUUCCAGUGCGAGGGUAUGUGUCUUGUGCAUUGGGAUGCCCUUAUGAAGGACAUAUUCCUCCAGCUAAGGUUGCUGAAGUCUCAAAAAGGCUAUAUAGUAUGGGAUGCUAUGAGGUCUCUUUGGGAGAUACCAUUGGAGUGGGAACUCCUGGCAGUAUGAAAAGAAUGCUGGAAUCUGUUAUGAUGGAAGUUCCAUUGUCCGCUGUGGCAGUGCAUUGCCAUGACACCUACGGCCAGGCCUUAGCCAAUAUUCUUACAGCUAUGCAGGAGAACAUAAAACUGGAACCCAGAUCUCCAAGAAGGAAGCAGCACUUAAAGAUGGGAGUUCAUGUUGUGGAUUCCUCUGUUUCGGGCUUAGGAGGCUGCCCGUACGCGAAAGGGGCCACUGGAAAUGUGGCCACAGAAGAUGUGAUAUACAUGCUUAAUGGCAUGGGGAUCAAUACAGGUGUGGAUCUUUACCAAGUUAUGGAAGCUGGCAACUUCAUCUGUGGAGCUUUGAACAAGAAAACCAGUUCUAAAGUUGCUCAAGCUUCCUUCAGUGCUUGAGCUGGAAAAGAAAUGGUGGCAUUCUUAAAAAGUUAAAUAUUUAUCCAUCAGUGGGCUUUUCCUGUUUAUAGUUGCAGAAAACAAACAUAUUGUAAAAAAAAAAUUUUUAAAUCAUC
Messenger RNA from Crotalus tigris (Tiger rattlesnake), 1575 nucleotides. It is a transcript of the gene HMGCLL1, whose product is annotated as 3-hydroxymethyl-3-methylglutaryl-CoA lyase like 1. The transcript has 10 exons. Gene Ontology annotation, biological process: ketone body biosynthetic process; L-leucine catabolic process. Gene Ontology annotation, molecular function: hydroxymethylglutaryl-CoA lyase activity. Lineage: Eukaryota; Metazoa; Chordata; Lepidosauria; Squamata; Viperidae. The record is from RefSeq and is a predicted model, not a curated record. Gene Ontology annotation, cellular component: cytosol; endoplasmic reticulum. The coding region runs from base 239 to 1459 and encodes 406 amino acids.